AAAGAUCACUAUCAAGAAUAGCAUAUCAGAAUUAUUGGAUCAUGUCCAUGUAUUUGAGGUGGUAAAGAUCACUGUCAAGAAUAGCAUAUCAGAAUUAUUGGAUCAUGUCCAUGCAUUUGAGAUGGAAAAGAUCACUGUCAAGAAUAGCAAAUCAGAAUUAUUGGAUCGUGUCCAUGUAUUUGAGGUGGUAAAGAUCACUAUCAAGAAUAGCAUAUCAGAAUUAUUGGAUCAUGUCCAUGUAUUUGAGGUAGUAAAGAUCACUGUCAAGAAUAGCAUAUCAGAAUUAUUGGAUCAUGUCCAUGUAUUUGAGGUGGUAAAGAUCACUGUCAAGAAUAGUAUAUCAGAAUUUUUGGAUCAUGUCCAUGUAUUUGAGGUGGUAAAGAUCACUGUCAAGAAUAGCAAAUCAGAAUUAUUGGAUUAUGUCCAUGUAUUUGAGGUAGUAAAUAUCACUGUCAAGAAUAGCAUAUCAGAAUUAUUGGAUCAUGUCC
Owenia fusiformis is the source of this 488-nucleotide messenger RNA. Lineage: Eukaryota; Metazoa; Annelida; Polychaeta; Sabellida; Oweniidae. The record is from the annotation of a GenBank genome assembly.